GGGGGCAGGGACAUUUGGGAUCGGCUGCUGGCUGGCCUGUUAGGGCGAGAAAACAGUUUAUUGCUAGACAGAUUUUGGUGAAGUACAUAUCUGAAUUGUGAUUGUGUGUGCAUGAGCUGAUUAGGGAAACUCGCAACAUGAGCCGAGUUUAGUGCUUCGUUAUCAAGCAGUCGAUCGUUCUCCUCCUCAAGGUGUUUUUAAAGUCAGUAAAAAGAGGCACUAACAAGGUAGAAAUUUUGAUGUUCUUGCCUUCGCGUCUGGCCAUCAGCCGAGAGCAAGUGUCGAUUUGACACUUACUUCGCAUAGGCUUUUGGAUACACAGUGGCUUGGCUUUUUGCAAACUUCACAUAGUGCUUUAAAAAUGAAGAAAAAUUUUUUCCGCGUAAAGCAGCUGGUGGAUCAAACUGUUUCCAGAGCUGAACAGUCAGAGGUCUUGACCGAAGAUGUCCAAUCAGCUGAAAAACAUGUAGAAGUGCUCAAACAAACAUGUGGAACAAUGUCAAGAAAAAUCAACAGUGUACUUUCUAAAAAUGAAGGGACACAGGUGGAUAAAAGAUUGAAGAAGAUCCCUGAAUCUGCUAUUGGACACACUAUGAUUGAGUGUGGGGGGCUUUUAGGAGAAAAAUCCAUCCUCAGAGACUUGCUGACAGAUUGUGGCCAAAUGGGGAACAAGAUAGGAACAGAGAUGCUUCUCCAUGAAGUUGAUGUUGAGAAAAAUGUUGUCGAGCCUCUGAGUCAGGUUGAAAAUGAAGCCGCCAACAUCGCCAAGGCGAGACGUAACCUAAAUAAACUCAUCCUGGAUAUGGAUUCUGCAAGAACGAGGUACCGAAACGCACAAAAGCAAGCCAUCAGUGGAGGAAGUGUUGCCAAGGUGGAUGGAAUUAAAGAGGAACUGGAAGAGGCACAAUUAAAAGUAGAAAUGAAUCGUGACGGACUGGCAGCAGAUAUUUACUCUCUUUUGGCCCAGGAAUCUGACUUCGCUAAGGUGAUUCUGCACUUCGCCGAAUCUCAACGUCAAUACCAUCUUGCUGCUUUGAAAGUAUUGGAUGAACACAUUCCAUUGUUGGAGAGUAAGUGGAAGGCGCACAUUCAGAAACGAGUGUUUGGAUUUGAUUUGGAGGAACAUCUACGCGUUUCUGGCCGAACGAUUGCACAUCCCAUCGAGAUUUGUGUUAUCACAUUAUAUGAAACCGGAGUUGAUGAAGAGGGAAUAUUUCGCAUAGCAGGAGGGGCAUCCAAAGUCAGAAAAUUUAGAGCUGCCCUCGAUGCUAAUUUAGCAGAUCUUGGAUUUGCGUUGGAACUUCACGAUGUCCACAUUGUUGCGGGGAUUUUAAAAUCCUACUUGCGCGAACUACCCGAUCCAUUAUUUACCCUUGCAUUGUAUGAUGACUGGGUCAAUGCCGUCAAGAGCCCCGAUCAAGAAACGCGUCUCAACGCUCUAGGCGAGGUAAUUGAUAAAUUGCCGGAAAGUCGUUGGAACAACAUUCGUUAUUUGAUUAAGUUCUUUCAUGAACUUAGUCGUCGCCACGAGCAUAAUAAAAUGACGUCGCAGAAUUUAGCUAUUGUUUUGGCCCCCAGUCUACUCUGGUCACCGAACAAUAGCAAUGAUACCCUAAGCUUGAACAUGUCAUUGGCCAAUACGCACGCGGCGGUGAUUGAACAUCUUAUCAUGUUCGCCGAUCGUUUCUUUCCUGGAGAGAUUGAUUUUUACGUGACCUAUUCGAAAACCCUGUACUCGGGAUUGCUUCAGCCGCCUUCACCCUCGAAUGGAGGUUUCGUCGAGCGAGAUGAGCACGAUUCGAAGGAAGUGAAAAGAACUCAUCAGCGUACGGGAAGCACUGAAGGAUUGGUUGAACUGCGGCAUCCUACGCCCAGCAACUACGCAUAUGACAAUUUGGCGAAAGCUGAAAGUCCGAGACCCAUUUCCCGGAGGAAGAAAAUACCUGCACCAGAGCCGCCUAAUCAGGCUAACUCACCCCACACGAAAACCUUACCGCAUGCGAAGACACCAGAGAAAGAAGAAAAAAAAAGUAUAUGUGACAGUACUCCUGUUCUGCCCGAACGUUCUGUGGCUUCAGAUAAGCCCAUGCUUCCGCCUACAGGGCCUGAUACGAAACGUCUUUCCGCAUUGCCAGUAUCUGAGAAGAAACCCGUUCUUGCACCACGACCAUCGUUGAAUCCGAUGGUUGAGCGCGUUAGUUUCUCUAGUCAAUCCCAGUCCAAUGUACUUGCACCGAUCGGAUUCGAAGCAAUCGAAAACGACUUGAAACGUCAGGGUUCCGUAAGACAAAUACCUGCUUAUGCUGGACCUGCCAAAAGCGAUGAAGAGACCGUUGAACUGCGGAAGCCUUAUGUCCCUUCGCAUAAAAGAAUUUCUUCUUUCGACAAUGUCAUCAACAUAAACCCGACACCUCAUCCGAAUGCUGUUUCCAUGUUCGGAGGAUUCCAACCACCUACGCCGUUAGAUCGGACCAAAUUUGAUGCAGAGAAACCCAAGCCUAGCGUACCAGAAAGGCCUUCGAUUAUUAAAUUACAAGGCUCAGCUGGGAGUACUUCAGCUUCAGCCAAUUUAUCCCCGGAAGCUUGUAACCCGAACGAAAUUAGAAGUCAUGGGCCUGCAGUAUUGGAGCGUGUUCAUUCGUUUUCUGUUAACAAACAGCAAGUUUCAAUUGUAGAAGUUACUAAUAGCAACCCGGGUUUGACGCUCAAUUCUUCCGAUCAUCCGGAUAUACAGUAUGCGGACUCGGACGAUGUAGCCCCUUCUGUGCCCCAUGGUGAAGUGAUUAAACCAGAACGUCCCCCUAAACCGGAAAGGUUAUCGCAUCCGUCCGGAAACGGAAACGUGGAAAGUAACAAUAAUAAUAAUACAUCGUCAUCCAAAUCUGAAGCAUUAACUGGAGACGAGGAAGUUGUCGCUCAACCAGUCAACGUUGGAGGAACUCUUCCCCGUCCGGCUCCACGCCCGCAGCCACCUGUCCCCCCUGUCAAGCCCCGGAGCAACGUUUCUGCAACAUCUAUAGGUGCGGCGGGAGAUAGUACCGAUCUUUGAGAAUGAACUCAAAACUCCAUUAUCCACAUAAAGUAUAAUCUGCCUUUUGAAUUUAAAGGCCGAGCUUUUUUCCGAUUUUCAAAAUGUACGUUUUUUUUUGUUGUGAUUACAGGCGGUAUUUAU
Messenger RNA from Daphnia carinata, 3172 nucleotides. RefSeq names its product rho GTPase-activating protein 44-like. Gene Ontology annotation, molecular function: protein binding; GTPase activator activity. Gene Ontology annotation, biological process: regulation of actin cytoskeleton organization; regulation of Rac protein signal transduction; positive regulation of GTPase activity. Gene Ontology annotation, cellular component: cytoplasm; intracellular anatomical structure. The record is from RefSeq and is a predicted model, not a curated record. NCBI's taxonomy places the organism in Eukaryota, Metazoa, Arthropoda, Branchiopoda, Diplostraca, Daphniidae.